UUAUUACUUACAAAAGUAAUUAGCUAGACUAAGAUCAAGAGUAUGUAAGCAUAUACUCCCUAUAUAUAUAGUUAAUUAAGGAAGUGAAGUGAGUUAAACACUUAGGACAGUUACGAGUAUAGAGCUCUAUCGAGGGAUCGGAGUAGCCUACCCGAGUGUUGAUUUGGCUAUAUCUAUCGUACCCUCUAUUGCUCUAACUAAUACACAAUGUCGUAAAAUGUCCUAAACGAGAUGAAAAGGUAGCUUAGCCAACAUUUUUCUGGGCAUCGUUUAAAGGUACUCUUGGGUUUUUUUGGAAUGGCUGGUAGAAUCAAGGAUGUGGAAACCUCACUACGACAACAACUCGGAUCUUUGGCUCGAUCUUCCUCAAAGCAUUGCAUUUACAGGGUGCCUGAUAAUUUACUUAAGGUAAAAAGAGAAUGUUACAACCCUUUAGUUGUUUCCAUUGGUCCUUUAUACUAUAAGAAUCGAACCCUAAAAUCUUCCCAUGAGCUAAAAUUGAGGCACCUUGAAUGCUUCCUAGAGUUUUGUAACUAUACAAAUGGCAACAAUAAUGCUACAUCCUUGGGUGAAUUCAUUGAUAUAAUUAGAGAGUGUGAGGAGGAAGCGCGUUCCUAUUAUGCUGAAAAAAUAACUCUUUCUAGUGAUGAAUUUGUUGAGAUGGUAAUGGUUGAUGCUACAUUUAUCAUCUUCUUAUUUAUGGAAUUUUCCGAUCAAUUUUCACUCGGUCCUCAUCCUAUGGAGAACAAGUACGACGUGAUGCUUCAAGUGCACCAAGAUUUAUUUUUAGAAGAAAAUCAAUUACCCUUUUUCAUUCUCAACCAUCUAUACGAUGUAGCAUUUGGUGAAGCCUAUCCCGAUAUUUCCUUCAAGGAUAUUACUUGUAAUUUCAUAGGCUUUAGUUUUUUCCCGGGAAGAGAAGUUGCACGUAGUGCAAUAGGUAAAGAAAAGUUAAUGAAAGUACCAAAAAUUAUGCACCUUGUUGAUUUCCUAAGGACUUGUUGCUUACCUACAAAACUUCGUUACCAAUUGCCCGAGUAUACCAAUGGUGUAGAUUCUGAUGAACUUCCUUUAACUGCCAAGGAAUUAAAGACAUUAGGAGUUAAGUUUAUGGCAAGUGAAAGUAAGACUUUACUUGAUAUUACAUUUUCAAAGGGAGUUUUGCAUAUUCCGACAUUGAUAAUUCAAGAUACUACCGAAUCAACUCUUAGAAGCAUUGUAUUUUUCGAGCAAUGUCACCAUUUUUGUGAUUCUUAUGUUAUCGACUACUUAUUCUUCCUCGAUGCAUUGAUUCACACCCAAGAAGACGUGCAAAUUCUUGUUCAACAUGGAAUAAUUAAGCAUUUUUUUGGGAGUAACGACGAGGUGGCUAAUCUCUUUAAUCGAAUUACCAAGAACUUAAGUAUGAGAAACCCGGGCUUCUAUUACGCUCAAGUUUGUCAAGAUUUGAAUGCAUAUCUUAUCAAGACGAAGAAGAAUAAAUGGAAGGCUCUGAUGUCUAAGAAAGACUGUUUCGACUAUCCAUGGUCAAUCAUGGUGGUUUUUAUUCUCUUAGCAUUACAAGUUUAUAGUAAUUUUAUUAAUUAAAAUUGUAGUUAUAUCUUGAUUUCAACAUGGCACUCGAUAUUGUAUUGACCAAUAAUAUGAGGGCUAUCCAAUUAGCUUAUAAAUCCAAGCCAAAUCUAGCCACUCAUAUAGUCAUCAUAUGAUGUACUUCGUAUUAUCUUUUAAUCUUUGUUGCUCUAAUAAUGUAUGUCUUUUUCACUAAAUUGUAUUAUCUAUUUUUGUUUUGAUCUUCA
Molecule: messenger RNA, 1799 nt
Organism: Chenopodium quinoa (quinoa)
Lineage: Eukaryota; Viridiplantae; Streptophyta; Magnoliopsida; Caryophyllales; Amaranthaceae
Product: UPF0481 protein At3g47200-like
Exons: 2
Coding region: 298-1587 (429 amino acids)
Source: RefSeq, a predicted model, not a curated record